Molecule: messenger RNA, 1170 nt
Organism: Boeremia exigua
Lineage: Eukaryota; Fungi; Ascomycota; Dothideomycetes; Pleosporales; Didymellaceae
Exons: 1
Coding region: 1-1170 (389 amino acids)
Source: RefSeq, a predicted model, not a curated record
AUGGACGACGACCUGCAGCCGCCGAGCGCUCUAUUGCCGAUCUCUCUACCGUCGAUUACUCCACUACCGACCGUAGACAUGGCUGUACAGACGACUUCACAUCACGAGACUCCUCCCCCAUCAACACCCUUCGUGGAACUCCCACCCGAGGUUCGGAACAUGAUCUACGACUACCUGUUUCCCGAAGGUCGCUCCGCAGUACAGCUUCUGGCGCGUAGGACUGGAAGAGGCUUCAUCGCUAUGUCUGACCGCGUUGGGCUGUUGGCAACCUGUAAGCAGAUCUUCCAGGAGACAACUACCUUCUUGCGAAAGACGAACAGAGUACAGAUCAACCAGCCGAAGACGCUUCAAAACGUGAUGGAAAAACUGUUAUUCCACAAGCGAUAUGCAGAUUAUCCCAUCCUUGAAUUCAUUCUCCCUGAUGAGGGUUUUGGGCAAGUCCUGGAGUUUGACUUGACACGACAGACCCUGAGUUCAAGUCUGCCAGGGCUCGCAUACGCCAGUCGCUGGUAUGCCGACACUUGUAUGGGAAUAGCUCCAACAAAUGUGAUUGCCAGUAUGAGCAUGCAGUCGAUGCAACUCAAUUCUCGGUACUUUGGUAAGCUGAAGGUAUGGAUUGAGGACCAAUACAUGAACUCGAUCUUGAGCUGGGAUUCUUUCGCCGACCUCACAUUAAGGUUCUAUACAAGCGAGGAAACGAACCUCGGUAAUCUUCGCUUCGAGGCCAUUGCCUUCACAAGAGCAGUCCGCGGACUCCCAAAUGAUGCUGUAGUCUGGAUUGAUGCCUGUAAUCUCGGGUCGCAUCGUUAUACAGUAUCCAACAUUCGAGAGCAACUGCUCGUGAUUUUGUUAAUGUUAGCGAGGGACCAUCCAGAGAGGCGCACAGAUCGAUGUCCGAAGGUGUGGAUGGAUGGAUCCUUCUUCCCAGGCGAAUUCGAAUUUCAGAGUGGGGCUAACAUAUCUUCUGAUCAGUACCGAAAGGAAUACGCUGACUGGGUUCAAGGUCGUGUCUUCGCUGAUAUGAUGGAGGGAUUGCUUGAUAUAGGGGACUUCGCCUAUGAUGAGUACGAUGAAGAGGCGCAAAAUACGGAGUUUGAUGAGGAGUCACUGCUCGGAGUAGCCAAGGAUCUCGGUCAGUAUGUUCAAAGAGAUCCUGGAAAUGAAUGGUAG